This is a messenger RNA of Acaulospora colombiana, 864 nucleotides long. The record is from the annotation of a GenBank genome assembly. Lineage: Eukaryota; Fungi; Glomeromycota; Glomeromycetes; Diversisporales; Acaulosporaceae.
AGUAAAAGUGAAUUCGAACUUGAACGUAGUAUUGUUGCUGAAACUGAAAGGUGUAGACAGGAGAACGACGAUUUAGUACAACUACGGGCUCAGAAGUUAAAGGCUCUUCAUGAGGAGAGAAUUCGAAAGCAGAAAGAAGAAGCCAGAAAGAUAGCACCUGGCUUUUUGGACACGGAUCAGAAGAUCUUGACGCCCACAAGGGCUAGUCAGCAGUUAGAGAAUAGUAGUAACACAGUGAUUAACAACGGUGCAGAGAUUGACAAUCAGAAAAGGUUGCAUUCGCGAUCUACGUCGGAUGAAAGGGUCAAAGCGAGGUCACUGGUGCACUUGUUUGAAGAAAGUCUUCCACCACGAAACCCCUGGAAUUCAUCCAAUUCGGUUCAAAAUGAUAUGUCAAUACUGAAAGAGAUGAUCGUGCUGUCAAAUGGAACCCAAAAUUACAUUUCUAAUGGGCACAUCACAUCACCACCUGUCAUGGGACCAUACGUUGUACCAGAGGUAUCUCCAUUGGCACCCACAAAUCCAACCAGGUCAUUUCAUCCGUCACCUCUACUUCAACCCGUUGCAAUGCCUUUACAUCAAUCACCCAGUCAUUCAUUUACACUAGGACCACCACUAUCGACCCAUGGUAAUCCAGAACCUCCGAAGGAGGUAAUCUCGUCGUCGUCAUCCACAACUACCACCAUCACAAACCACUCUUUGACGAAUGAGGAAAAGGGUGAAAAGGAUGAGGCCCACGACUUGAUCAAAGAGUUUACGAACAUGGGGUUUACAAAGUCGCAAGCCGUGGAAGCUUUGGAAAAAUAUAAUAAUGACCCUCAUAAAGCAACAAAUUAUUUAUUGGACAUGCAACAAAAUUAUUGA